CAUUGACAAAUUUGACACUGAUUCAAUAAAAACAGAAAUACACAGCUGUUUCGAAAAUUAUUGUAAAAUUAAUGAGUUUACUUACCUAAAGCUGCUGCUUUUAGACAGAAAUCCAACAAGUUAUGCAUUAACAUAACAUGAGUGAUUAGGUCACUCACACAUCAUUACAAUGGUGGAAUUAUCUGUGAAAAACAUAUGCCCGGCGGGCAAGCAGGCAUUAGUGUGUUUUCUACUUUCUUCCACGAUUUUCACCAUAUCUUUCUUUUCUGGAAACGUAUUUGGGUAUUCUGCUGAGUUAUGGGCCCUUACCUAUUGGGGGCCGGCACUUUACUUCUGCCUAUUUAACUUCGUUUUGAGGUAUUGCUACAAGGAAUUCAUGUAUGAGGUAUCAACAAGAGCAGCAUUUUUGGGGUGUGCUUUUGCCACUGGGCUCUACUUGGCCACGUUUGACAGCGGCGUGAGCACAUUCGGCGCAUACCUGGCAGUGUUAUCCUUCUUCCACUUCUCGGAGUUCAUGUCGGUGGCGCUGACCAACCCGAGCACGCUGACCAUAGACUCCUUCAUCCUGAACCACAGUGUGCAGUAUGCGAUUGCCGCUGUCGCCAGCUGGACUGAGUGGGGACUGGAGUAUUACUUCUGUCCAGAUAUGAAGACUUGCUACAGCCUGUCAUGUGUGGGGUUGGCUCUGUGCAUCGGGGGAGAGUUGGUGCGGAAGUCUGCCAUGUUCACCGCUAAAACCAACUUCAAUCAUACAGUGCAGUUCGUGAAGAAGCCGGACCACCGGCUGGUGACGCACGGCGUGUAUGCGCUGUGCAGACAUCCCAGCUACGUGGGCUGGUUCUACUGGUCCGUCGGCACUCAGAUAAUCCUGCUUAACCCAUUCUGCGUCGUGGCCUACGGGCUGGCGUCCUGGUCCUUCUUCCGGGAACGAGUGUUCGCGGAGGAGGCCACGCUUCUCGCCUUCUUCGGCGCACAGUAUGUGCAAUACCAGAAGAAGGUGCCCACUGGACUGCCACUCAUAAAAGGAUACACCAUUGACUCCUCUCAGUAGGUUAAAGAUGACCACUGGAGCUAUUAGAGAGCCAUGACUCAGAUGAAUGCGGCCAAAUUUUAACUUAUUUUUGAUGAUAAGUGUGAGGAAGUUAUUAUUCCGAGGUUAGGUAGUGUUUUGGUUCUGUGUAAAAAAAUGUAAAGGUGUUACCGUCUAUUACAAAAAUAUAACAAAAUAUUUUAAUAUUUAUAACUUUAGAUCUAAGCAUCUUUUUAUAGUCAUUCAUCAUUGAACAAACUAGUACUUUAUAAGUAUUUUAGGAAUAGUUUGGUGUACUAAAAGUACUAACUGUAAAAUCUCGAUUGCAUUUUUUAUAUUUAAGAAUAUACAAGAUUCUGUACAUAGGCAGCACAACUAUAGUGUUCAGAUAGGUAGAAUUUAAAAUCUAUUUUAGUAUGUCUUCUUACAUGUUUUGUAAACUACUUACCUAUAUCUAACAUUAUUAUAGAUUUGGUCAUCAGAUUAAUGAUAGAACCACGCGCAUAACGUGACUAUCUCGUCGUAUUAAACGUACCUAUUGCACGACA
Plutella xylostella (diamondback moth) is the source of this 1578-nucleotide messenger RNA. It is a transcript of the gene ste14, whose product is annotated as isoprenylcysteine carboxylmethyltransferase ste14. Gene Ontology annotation, cellular component: endoplasmic reticulum; membrane. NCBI's taxonomy places the organism in Eukaryota, Metazoa, Arthropoda, Insecta, Lepidoptera, Plutellidae. The record is from RefSeq and is a predicted model, not a curated record. Gene Ontology annotation, molecular function: protein C-terminal S-isoprenylcysteine carboxyl O-methyltransferase activity. Gene Ontology annotation, biological process: C-terminal protein methylation.